This is a messenger RNA of Colletotrichum godetiae, 2434 nucleotides long. RefSeq lists its product as uncharacterized. Bases 197 to 2236 code for a protein of 679 amino acids. The record is from RefSeq and is a predicted model, not a curated record. Lineage: Eukaryota; Fungi; Ascomycota; Sordariomycetes; Glomerellales; Glomerellaceae. The transcript has a single exon.
CACAUUUUCAAUUGGCCCUUGUCAAUUGGACCUGUCAUCUCGGCCAAGCUAAGUCGAUCGUCAGUUACUGUGCAUCAGACGAUAAUUUCCGCGCCUGGAACUUCCCGACCACUUCGAUCACCCUCGACGCCUCGUCGCACGCCAACCCAUCAAUCCGACUCAGAGAGGCUGCCACAAUAGCCGGCAUGCCGUCAGAAUGCAGGCAAUCUGGUCUAGAGCGGGCCAGGCGCACCGUUGCGGCUGCAAGGCCUGCUUCAGUGCCUCCGGGGGCAUGAUGCGGCAGUCGGCGACGCGCGCGACGCAACGAAAACCGACCUUUAGCGAGAUUUUCACGGCGUGCUACACAUCGAUAAUGGGAACGGCAGCGGUUUUGGACGCAGAGAGGAAAGACAGGCGACGAAAGGAUCUGGACCGACAAAUUGAAGAGGUCUCGAACGAGCUGGCAAAUCUUGUGGAAAAGGGACAGAAGAAAGCUCCUACGAAACCGCCUGCUGGGGAUAUCAGCAACCGAUAUCCAGGCGCUUUGAAAAACCACGUGCGACAAAACCCUGAAAUCAGCAAGAUGCUCGACGCCCUUGGACCCUCACAUAAGUGGCAGAAAACCGUCGCAACAAAGGCCGACGUGGACCGUUUUUGGGAGAUAUACGACCUGAGCCCUUCGAAUAAAGUCAGAGGGGUCGACUACGAUGCGUUGAUGAAGGAGCUCAUCGAGGAAGAGGGGCUACCUAUAAAGCACCGUCAACCGCGUACGGUCAGACAAGCCAAGGCAGCAGAGGUGGCAGCGAAAGCUUUGGUCUUUAGAUUCCUCGACGCAGGCGACUACAUGAUUGGAAGCGAAAGGAUGCAAACGACACGAGAAGAGGUGGCCAAGCUGAUGAAGAGCAAGCUGCCUAUAUGGCACAUAGAUAUGAGCGCUGAGGCUCUGAAUACGUGCAGCUUGGAGCUGAACCAGGUAUUGAGGGAGAUUUUUGACGCCUCGACUCCCUCGAACGUUGACCAUACGAUUCACAGUCUGUGUCACAAUAUCCUCACAUCGCCUCAAGCCCUCAGUGUACACACAUACAAUCACCUUAUUGCGGGCCUGGACAAAGUCGGGAUGCAUCGCCUUGCUUCAGAGGUGGUCGGUUCUUUCUUCCAUGGCAGACUUGAACCAACGCAGCACACCCUGGUGUGUAUCCUGAAUCACUUCAAGGCGACACAUGACAUAGACAGCUUUGCGGGCUUCAUCGCUCGCAUGACUGGCAAAGAUCAACGAGGUGUCAUCAUCCGCAGAAAGACACGCGGUGAAGUAGCGACGUUUUUCCGCAUUCACGGUUGGGCUAUGAAGAAAGACGUUGCAGUCGCCUCCCACUUCGUCGUCGAGAGGGCGCGUUUCGACGAAAAAGUCUUUGCCGCCAUUAUCGAAGGCAUGUUGGCAUUUUCUAGACUGAGAGCUGCCGUGGGCGCAUUUGCGGCGAGCAUCACGGCCGACCUCACAAUUAGCGUGCGGACCAUAUCCGAGCUGCUCGAUUGUUGCGCACGCUCUCUGGAUCGAAUAGCUGCGAACAAGGUUUUGAAAGCACUGGAAACCAAACCCGAGCUGAUUAGUCAAGCAUUCACUCAAGAGAACGACCAACUAUAUCUCGCGCGACGCAUACGGAGCUUACUGGACAUUUGCGGCCGUGAAGACGAGUCGCCGACCAGCGUAGCACCAUUCUUGAAGAAACCUGUGUUCUCGAUUGUAUUGAGUGAGGAACAGAAACGAGUACUUCACAUCGCACGAACAGCCCACGCCGUGGGCCAAACGGAGUGGUUGUUGGGACACGCGCGCCAAUACAUUCAGCGCGUAAAGACUGGUAACGCUGGUACUAUUCGCGUUAAAUCAGGUUCUUCACAGAUGUAUAUGCUCUGGAAAGCCACAAAGUUGGCUCGGACAGUACCCGAGGUUCCCCCGAAGCCGGAGAUGCCUUCCUCGCAGGUGGGAGACAUUGACUGGUCUGCUUCAGAUCGCCUGGAGGAAGCGCCAGAUACGCAGUUGGUGCGGAAACACAUGAGCACAAGCAACAUUCAAAGCGACUUUCUUUCAGAGAAGCAGAGCGAGUUGCCCUCCGAACCCCAGAGCGGUGUUUCGCAGGAACCGGGUGAACCAUCCGCUUGGGAUCGUCUUGAAGAGGCUAUGGAGACGAAACCGAAAAAGAACAAGAGCAAAACCAAAACCAAAAUCAAUGAGGUUUUUGAGACGAUUCAAAUCAUGUAGAUAUGUACUAUACCACACAUGUAACAUUAUGGUUAUAUGGCACGUGUAUGCCAAGGCCAAAUUGAUGGAUAGAAUAGAGGCCAAAGGCCAAAGCCAGCUUUCAGGUGCCCUUAUAGUGGGAGCCCAUAGACAUCAGAAUACCAAGCGAUUCAAAAUAGGACCACCGGGCUGCAUGAAUGGGUUACUCUACUGUGCAAU